AUGAUGCCAACAACAACAAAGGUGGGAGCAUUACUGCUCGCUACCUUAGUUCUUCUUCUUAAUGUUUUUCUAUUAAACAAUCAUAACUCAUUCGUUGUUUUGGGGAGUACGGACAAUCUAGUUCAAGAUUCGGAGACGCAAUUCCCAUCUUCAAGUAUAUAUAGAAAGACAAGCACAACAACCGGUUCUCUAUCCACUGAAGAUUUGAAAACAGCACAUCAACUCAGAGACAAACGAACAAGCUAUUACUCUGUCCUGGAACAAGAUUUAAAAAAACAAUUCCGAGACUUUUACGAUUCCAAAGUAAAACAAAAAUUAGUGGACACCACUGAUGCAUUGGAUCAAGCAUCCGCCAUAUUAACAGAACUAAAUAUUAAUGAAACAGUAUUCGCAACAUUGACAUCAGCAAAGGAAGCUGAUCUUAUGGCAUCCAUUAGUACAGAAUUGGAGUUAAAAAAGACACUUGCUUUAACACAAUUUUCUGCUGAGAAAAUAUCUGAAAAUCUGUUGACACUUGUGAAUAACUACACAUCCCGCACAUUCGGAGAAGAGGUUUUUGUUAGACAAUUUACUUCUCGAUAUGCCAAUGACCAUCAUUUUCGUUUGAAUUCAAGACGUGGUUCUUUUCAACUUCUUGAAAGAUCACACAAAAACGGUAUCAUGAGAAUUCGGAAUAGGAUCGCUGCCGGUGCUGAUCACGUUCUUGUAUUGAUGCCUAACGGAAAGUUACACUCAACAGGUUCUUAUUUUGAGGGUAAUUUGGGACGAUCAGAUCAUGACUCAAGAUUAUUAUACAGACUGCCGGUUGAAGCACUUGACGGCUUAGAGAUUUAUCAAUUUGAAGUUAAUACCCACAGUAAUUUAGUUUUGACCAACAAGGGCAUAUAUACUUUUGGGGUAAACAACGAUUUUCAAUUGGCAACGGGUCUGAUAUCUAAUGUGAAAAUUCCCACCAAAAUGAACGGCUUUGGAGGUAAAAACAUUACCCAAAUUGCGCUUGGAUAUGAUGCUGGAUAUGCCAUUGAUGAGAACGGAAAGCUAUGGGCAUGGGGUGCUAACCAUAAAGGUCAACUUGGAGAUCGAACUUUUGAUCCAAAAAGUAGACCAUUCGCCGUAUAUUUCUAUGGUAUACUAAAGGGCAAGAUUGUUUCUAGAGUAUGUGCAGGCAAAAACUUUGCUAUCGCUCUCACAACUGAUAACACACUUAUUGCUUUCGGUGAUAACACAUUUGGACAAUUGGGAACAAAUGAUACAGUGAGUCAAGGUGAACCAGUGAAGGUAAAAUUAAGAAAUUUGGAAGGAAGAAAAAUAACAGAUAUUCAAUGUGGAACGAAACAUAAUUUACUUCUCACAAGUGAUGGAUUAGUUUUUUCAUGGGGAUCCAAUGAAAAUGGACAAAUUGGAGAUAAUUCAACAUUGGAUUCACUUUCUCCAAAAUUUGUUUCAUAUCUCUAUAAUAACUUGUCUUGUGUUGCAGAAAGAAUUCACACAAGAGGUUUUGUUAAUUUUGUUGUUUGUUCAGACAAGAGAUUGUUUUCAUGGGGAAAGAAUGAUAUUGGUCAAACUGGAACAGGUUCUAUUGGUUCAAAUAUUUUACUUCCAACCUUGGUCAGACAUUCUCUUCAACCUAUUGUAGAUAUUGCUACAUCUGAAAAAUCUUCAUUCAUUUUCUAUGCUGAUGGUUCUAUUUUUGCCACUGGUAAAUGUCAAAACACCAGAAUGUUCUUCAACCAUGAUUGUAUUGACUCUUCACCAUUAUACUGGAACGGACGUACGUUCUCGGAACGAUUUUUAUUCAAUUUAGACGGAUAUUUUACUCCUAUAUCCAUGCAAAACGAUCUUCAUCUUGCUUGGUAUUACCGUAAACCUGUGUACUUUGAAAUGGGAGAUUUGGCAUAUUUACUCAAACAAGAAAACACCAUUCCAACAAGAAGAAACAAUGGUUUCAACAUGUAUGUUAUGAAUCAUACAGAAAAUGAAGAAGAAUGGAAGAUUGUGGAAUACGACUCGCAUGAAAACUUGGGCUUUCCUGAUUCGAUUUAUAACUCUCAUUUUCUUAAACACAAUGAAUACUUUUACCUGUUCGGAGGUUUUGUGAAUGAUGAAAUUUCUGAUAAGAUAUAUCGAUGCCCAAUUUUUAAUUUAGACAAAGAAUGGGAAUUAUUACCUUUUACUCUUCCUACACCUGUUGCUUCUGGUGUUUUAGCUUCUAGUGGAGAUUAUGCCUACAUUUUUGGAGGUAUUACCUCAAUGUAUUCCUAUAACUCUACAAUAGAUUUUUCACCAAGAAAGAACACAGUAGUGACUGACAAAAUAAUGAGAGCUCCUUUAGCUGAUUUAACCUCGUGGGAGAUUGUAUCUGACGUUCUACCUGUGCCAAUCCAUUCAGCAUUUUGGGAAAUACUUGAUGACUAUAUUUAUAUUUUUGGAGGGUCACGAAGCUUUGGAACCUCUCAAAAUAAUAUAUUUAGAGCCUCGCUAAAGACUCCGACUAUUUGGGAGCACACAUUCAGUGUUUUACCUUAUUUCAUGAUAAACACUGGUCAAAUAGCAUCUGCUGAUGGUGACAUUUAUUUAUUUGGAGGAACCAAUUCCACCUCAGGAGUAGGAGGACCAUAUGGCGUGUAUGCUCACAAAAGUGACUUGAUGUGGAAUGCCAUUUUUGACCCAAAUCGAACAAGUAAUUGGUGCUCAAAAUAUCCUUUCAUGUGUUACACUUGUUUUGGUUUGGAAGCUACCAAUUCUCAAGUAUGCUCUUCAUUGGGAAGGUGUAUGGAUUAUGACAAGUGUGUUUGUCCAACUGGAAUUUUUGGUAACAAUUGUGAGAAAACAAGUAUCGUGGCUUUUAAUGGAAUCAGAAGAUAUGCAGAUGGAACUACUGCUGCUUCAUGUCAGGAAUAUAAAUAUCCAACAAAUUCAAGCAAAUUGUAUGAAGGCAUUUCUGGGUCUGGGCUGUAUAUGAUACAAAACGACACGGGCAUACCUCCUGUAGUUGUUUUUUGCAACAUGGUUACUAAUCCUCCAUCAACUGCAAAUUACACCUUGUUUCUAGACACGACUGGGUUUGUAAUGAACAUGAAUGAAAGCCGAUCCAAGUACAGUACUAUUCAAGACCCAAUUCGUCUACAAGAAAAUAACGAAGGCAACGGAAUUUACAAAAUAUCACUUCCCUCGUCGUCACCAAGUGCCAUGAUUUGCUUAACGCCUCGUACUGGUUCGGAAAUACUUUGCAGUUAUUCAGGAGUGUGUUUUAUUGAUGUAAAUGGAAACACCCAAUGCUCGUGUGGAAAUGGAUACUCAGUACAUGAUGUAAAUGGAAUUAUUACCUGCAGCCGUUGA
Molecule: messenger RNA, 3339 nt
Organism: Naegleria lovaniensis
Lineage: Eukaryota; Heterolobosea; Eutetramitea; Acrasida; Naegleriidae
Exons: 3
Coding region: 1-3339 (1112 amino acids)
Cellular component (GO): cytoplasm
Molecular function (GO): protein binding; guanyl-nucleotide exchange factor activity
Source: RefSeq, a predicted model, not a curated record